Misgurnus anguillicaudatus (oriental weatherfish) is the source of this 2191-nucleotide messenger RNA. It is a transcript of the gene alg3, whose product is annotated as ALG3 alpha-1,3- mannosyltransferase. Gene Ontology annotation, cellular component: endoplasmic reticulum. Gene Ontology annotation, molecular function: dol-P-Man:Man(5)GlcNAc(2)-PP-Dol alpha-1,3-mannosyltransferase activity. NCBI's taxonomy places the organism in Eukaryota, Metazoa, Chordata, Actinopteri, Cypriniformes, Cobitidae. The record is from RefSeq and is a predicted model, not a curated record.
UUUUUGCAUUUGUAGAUGAGUGCUGACUUCAUCGCUGCAGCCAACAUGGCAGGAGGAAAGAAGAAAUCCUCUACUUCCCCGUCAAGAUUUCAUAAAACACUUUCAUCCCUAUGGCAGGACAAACACAUGGUGUUAUUCAAAGCCGAGUACACUUUUUUGAUCACGGCCGUGCUAUGGUUCUUGGAAAUUGGGAUAAACAUAUGGGUGAUCCAAAGAGUUGCAUAUACGGAGAUCGACUGGAAAGCAUAUAUGGAUGAAGUUGAAGGAGUUAUUAACGGCACGUAUGACUACACACAGCUGAAAGGCGACACGGGGCCGCUGGUGUAUCCAGCUGGCUUUGUGUAUAUAUUUACAGUGCUGUAUUAUAUUACUGAUCAUGGCCUGAAUAUUCGUUUGGGUCAAUACCUGUUCGCUGUUUUCUACCUGAUCACCCUCCUGCUUGUGUUCCGCAUUUAUCAUCGCACUAAAAAGGUUCCACCAUAUGUGUUUUUCUUCGUCUGCUGUGCUUCGUAUCGGAUCCACUCUAUAUUUGUAUUGCGUCUUUUUAAUGAUCCAGUAGCCAUGAUGCUGCUGUUUGGUGCCAUCAAUCUCUUUCUGGAUGGCCACUGGACUUUAGGAUGUGCUCUCUACAGUUUUGCCGUGUCUGUGAAGAUGAACGUUCUUCUCUUCGCUCCGGGUCUCCUCUUCCUCCUCCUGUGUGAGUUUGGUCUUUGGAAAACUUUGCCCAGACUCAUUCUGUGUGCUGUCAUCCAGGUGUUGUUGGGGUUGCCGUUCCUCCUGGUGAACCCUGUGGGUUAUGUUAGUCGGGCCUUUGACCUGGGCAGGCAGUUUCUGUUUAAGUGGACGGUGAACUGGCGUUUUCUCUCUGAAGAUGUGUUUUUGAAUCGAUACUUUCAUCUUGCUCUGCUUCUGGCUCAUCUCACCACACUUGUCGUUUUUGCUCUGAAGAGAUGGAAAAGGCCUGGGAGCAGUAUUUGGUCUAUUCUAAAGGAACCCUCAAAGAGGAAGGAGAGUCCACAGAAACUCACUGCUGAUCAGACCGUUCUGAUUCUGUUCACCUCUAACUUCAUCGGGAUGUGCUUUAGCAGAUCUUUACAUUAUCAGUUUUAUGUCUGGUACUUCCAUACGCUUCCCUACCUGCUGUGGAGUGGAGGAGUCAAAAAGCUCGCUCACCUGCUCAGGGUGUUGAUUCUGGGUCUGGUUGAACUCUCCUGGAACACGUUUCCCUCCACCACCUACAGCUCUUUAUCGCUGCACGUCUGCCAUCUCAUCAUCCUGCUCUGCUUGUGGUUUAACCCGACUCCAGCUCCUCAGAACAAAGCUAAGCGCCAGUGACCAGGGCCCUCGCUGUGUGGGAUGAGAGCCACUGGGAUCUGCAUCCACAAGACCCUUCUACCCUGGGUGCAAACAAGGGGCAUUGCAGGCGUCAUCUGUGGCCUCAGUCUGUACCAUGAGACUGAAAUCAGUGUGGUUUGUUAACAGUAUGUGUACAGUUAUGCGAUGGACAGAAUGUUUACAUUCAUUCUCAGGAUUGUUAAGGCUUAAUGCUCAAUCCAGGAUGUAGGGAUGUGUGGAUGAAAAGGACAUUUUAUAAAAAAUCAGUUUGUUACACCGGAUGUCAGUGCAGGUCUCUGGUUGUCGGCUAGUGAGCGCAUCGUAUUCAGGACUGUUGAUAUAAGAGCCUAUGAUGUUACUGUGACAUUAAGCUUCUUUCUAAAUUACAGCUUUAUUGAUUUUGAUGUAUUCAGGGAUUUGUUUAAUUUCCAAUUGUGACUAUAAGCUUUACAAGAUCGCCAUGAUAACAUGUAUAGGGCACAAAGGAAUAGCAUUGAUCUGCUUUCCAUUUCUUUAGCGUUUGACACAAUGAACUUCUUCAAUGAAGUUCUUCACUUAGCUCAUGCAUUUGUUUACUGCCUUUGCUUUUUCUUGUCUUUUGUGUUGUUUUUCCUUUUCUAGUGUGAAAAAGGAAAUAGAAGGAAUAGAUCAUUUUUGGGGUGCAUUUUUUAUUUUAUUUUCUGAGAGUGUUAAAGACUGAUCUUAAGCGUUUGGGGUUGGCUUUUUAUUUUUGCAUGCCAAACAUGUGAUAACUGUAACAAAACAGCUGUUGUUCAUAGUAUUUCAGUUGAACUAAUUGAACAUUGAACUGAGAAUUUAUUGAUUCUUUAUUUACUAUAUACAAACUUUAAUAUGA